Molecule: messenger RNA, 1409 nt
Organism: Uloborus diversus
Lineage: Eukaryota; Metazoa; Arthropoda; Arachnida; Araneae; Uloboridae
Product: orexin receptor type 2-like
Exons: 5
Coding region: 108-1337 (409 amino acids)
Biological process (GO): G protein-coupled receptor signaling pathway; feeding behavior
Cellular component (GO): membrane
Molecular function (GO): orexin receptor activity
Source: RefSeq, a predicted model, not a curated record
UUUGAGUCUCUGAUGCAUUGAUUGAAUGUGGUACCUGAAGAAUAUACAUUUAGAAAUGCCACUUUUGAUCUAGAAUCUCGCAUAUCAACCACUAAAAGACAGCAAUAAUGGCUGUAUUCACAACUGACUCAAUUAUUGCUGUCUACGACACAGUGGUGGAUAAUGGCACCAAUAGUUCUGUGAAUAGCACUUCAGCAGAUUGCACGAAUGAGUAUUGCGUUUCAGAUGAAGAUUACCUGGCGAUGAUCGAAGAUUACAUCUUUCCCUCGUCUCCAGAAUGGAUCCUCAUAACGCUGCAUGUCACAGUGUUCCUGGUGGGCCUAGUUGGCAAUGCUCUAGUUUGUGUGUCCGUGUACCGGAAUCACACCAUGAGGACAGUCACCAAUUAUUUCAUCGUAAACCUGGCCGUUGCUGAUUUUCUGGUUAUCCUCAUAUGCCUACCACCUACCGUACUAUGGGAUGUCACGAAAACAUGGUUUUUUGGGAGCAUUACUUGUAAGCUCGUCCUUUAUCUUCAAAAUGUCUCCGUGAGCGUUUCUGUUCUCACCCUCACAUUCAUUUCCGUGGACCGCUGGUACGCCAUCUGCCAACCUCUCAAGUUCAAGAGCACAGCAGCACGUGCCAAGACCUCCAUCUUGCUCAUCUGGCUCAUCUCCAUGUCCAUCGCCCUCCCGGAAGCCAUCGUUCUGGACACCAGGAAACACCCCCUCCCGGUGGACACCCUGUACCUGACGGAUUGUACUCACACUUGGAGCGAGGGGAGUACCAGGAUAUACCAGCUCUUUCUCAUCAUGGUACUGUACGUGGCCCCUCUGACCCUGAUGGCUUUCACGUACUACCAAAUCACUCGAGUUCUGUGGAAUAAAAACAUCCCGGGGUCCUCCGAGAGUAAUCACAUCCCAUCGAGGAUUUGUAAUAAAUUGGGUCCAAGGCAAGGAGCUGUUCGUGCGAACAACACAAGCUGCGAAGGCCAGAUAAGAUCUCGAAGAAAGGCCAGUAAAAUGUUAAUGGCUGUUGUCGUCAUGUUCACACUUUGCUAUCUUCCUGUUCAUCUGAUCAAUGUUUUGCGUUACACAGUUGGCAUUCCCCAAACUCCUGUCACAACUGUUGCAUCAUUAGUAUCUCACUGGCUGUGUUACGCGAACAGUGCCGUCAAUCCUGUCAUUUACAACAUCAUGAAUGGAAAAUUUCGGAAGGAGUUCAAGAACACGUUUACAUGUCAGUGCUUGAAGAAGAAUAGGAGGCACAUCAGCAGGGGUACGACAUAUCUCUGUAAAUAUACCAGCACAGUUUCCCACUGUGACAAAAGAAUUCAUGAAUUGGCAAAUUUUUCUUAAUACACAUUUCUCUGUGUAUGUCCAGAGCUUAUAUGUACUGAAAUCUCAAAUGUAUUGCUGUGAAUGGAAUAA